AGAAGGCAUCUUUCGUUUUUUAGGUGAGUUUUGCCCACUUGUUUGAUUUUGCGCUGGUCUUUUUGAAGUGGAGAUCGAUUGAUUGGAAGCUCGUCUAUUCAUACCUGAAACCUAAUUUCCAAAAAGAGGUUUUUGGGUCUUUUUUUAAGCAGGAUUGGUAGCAAGGGAAGUAAAGCUUUGAUCUUUUUUUCUAGGUUGCCGCUUUUCUUACAUCACACGUUCGCAACUCUAUUGAGCUUUUCCUUCCUGCGACGAAACAAACUCUUCUCCUUUUCCUUUUGAAAGAUUGAAGGACAAGGGUUUGUUUUUUUUUCUGAACUAGUGCAACGAGUGGGAUCUGUGGUUGAUGAAUUGGCCAGAGAUUAAGCCGGGGGUGGGGUUUUGCUAAUGAUUGCGAUUUGUUUGAUGCUGGGGAUUUUUUGAUGAGGGUGAACACCUCUCCUUUCCACUGCCCUUCAUAUUGCUUCUCUAAGCCAGUGCCACCACCUCGACCACCGCCACCCCCGCCAACUCCUCCGGUUCAGUACCAACCUUUAGGUUUGGAAACCGAGGAUUCCGACCACCAUACGUCUUGUAAGUCUUCUGCAGGUUCUCUUGCUGUUGAGGAGAAAUUAUGUGAUGGCAAGGUCGAGAUUGAUGAAAAUGGCGUAGAUGGAAGAAAAAGGGAAUUUAUUCUAAAGAGCAGCAUGAAGAAGAUGAGCUCUUCGGCUUCAAAAGAUAUCGUCCGAGAAUGCGUCAAGUGGAUGGAUGACCUGGGGGAGGAGCUUGUGGAGAUCAGGGAGUUUGAUCCAGUUGAAUCAGGAGAAUUUGAUGAUGAGAUGAAUGGCUAUCCAGCCUGCACCUGUGUUAUUCUAUGAGCUCAGUAAACAAUCUCGAGUAUUCUUUAAGGGUCUGAGAAGUUCUGAAUUUUGUAAGUUCUAUCGAGCAAAGACCUCAGAUUUCUGCCUAAGGUUUGCCUUUUGUGGUUUACAUUUUAUUUUCUGAGGUGCUUUGUUCAUCUUCAGCUUUGUUGGCUGCAACCAUGUUAAGUUUGUAUUAUUGUUUUCUUGGGUUUCCAGCAAAGUUAGUAAUCAAUCCCAAAAUUGUAUUACGUUCAAUCUGUUUGGAGAAUGGGAUGUUUCUUUAUCGCAUAACAUCUCUUAAUAUACGUAGAAAGAAUUCUUAUAGCUUGCAUUGAACUGUAAUGCUGUAUGGUAUUGGUGUUUGCAUCCAGUAUUUUGGUGAAUCUAUUGGUGUUCCAUGAAGUAUUAUGGAGAAUACUUCUUUGCUUGUAUACUUCAUGGCCCGGCUCUUCUCAGGACUAGUAUUUAACAUGUUCUUGCAAAAAA
Molecule: messenger RNA, 1328 nt
Organism: Dendrobium catenatum
Lineage: Eukaryota; Viridiplantae; Streptophyta; Magnoliopsida; Asparagales; Orchidaceae
Exons: 2
Coding region: 423-857 (144 amino acids)
Source: RefSeq, a predicted model, not a curated record